AUGGCAAUGGCGGUCAGCUCCUACAAUCUCGGGUACGUUGUCUACAUUCAACUGAACGCGGAAGUUGCCGCAAGCAUUUCCCUCGUAUCAUAUGCGAGGGUGUUCUCCACGUUUGGCGAGAUCCGAUCGCUGAACGUGCAAAGAUGCAAAGUUGACGGCACUGUGGAAGUUCAGUUCUUUGAAGAGGACGCUGCCCGAGCACUCUGCACUCACAUCGACAGCCAUCGAGGUCUCCAUGGCUUGAAGAGUGAUGACAGUGCUGACGCCGACUCAGCCUUUCUUUCUGGCUCUGCCGUUUCAGUUCCUAUACGAGCAGCUCCCGCUGGAGCUGACAGAAGACAGUCUGCACCAGAUGCGUUUAAUGUCGACGACGUGUGUCUUACUAGCGGUCAGGAAACCAGGAGCUCCAUCAUUGUGGGUCAAGUUCCCAAGGAUUGCAGUGCCAUCACCUUCCUUGAGCAGCUUCAACUCCACAAUAUCUUGGACCACAUCAACUUUUUCUACAUGCCAGUGGACAAGGCCAAAAGGCGCUCUUGCGGAUAUGUCUUCCUUGAUUUCCGGGAUCCCACGGACGUACUCAGGUUCAAAAGCAAGUUGAAGAAGAUCGGAAUGGGCAUAGGGGCAGCAAAGAGUGGUCGGAAACUCCAUGUGCAUUUUGCACAUAUGCAGGUUCGGGCAACUUCUCAGGGCAAUUUCACAGAGAGACGCCAGCUUACCGUUUAUGACUUGCUGGAUUUAGCGUCAUUACACGGCCUUUUAAGUUUGGAUUCGGAUCUGGCGGUUGCUUGA
Molecule: messenger RNA, 789 nt
Organism: Symbiodinium sp. CCMP2592
Lineage: Eukaryota; Dinophyceae; Suessiales; Symbiodiniaceae
Source: the annotation of a GenBank genome assembly